AUGAGGCAAAGGAGAAACCAUGUAAUCCCAUUGCCUGCUGGUGUUGAUGACGUUGAGAAAUUGAACCUUCACACCAACAAUUCACACCCAUCUCUAUCCACAAUCUUCAUCUUUUGUUUGGUUACUCGAAUAAUCAAUUCAUUGCUUGUCCAAACAUAUUUCAACCCGGAUGAACACUGGCAGGCUCCUGAAGUAGCUCACCGAAUUGCAUUUGGAUAUGGGCAUUUGACAUGGGAAUGGAACAAGGGUAUAAGGAGCUACCUGCAUCCUGUUAUUUUUGCUGCUCUAUAUAAAGUUCUUGCACUUUCCCAUCUGGAUAACUCUUGGUUCAUGAUAAGGGCACCACGUUUGCUGCAGUCUGUAUUCUCUGCCAUUGGUGAUCUCUACUUGUACAAAUACUCAAAGGCGUUGUUUGUCAUUCCCAUUGGGGGGCUUGUGCUCGGUUUUACGCUCUUAUUGGAUUGUCAACUUUAUGGGUCGUGGGUUAUGGUUCCCCUUAACUUUGUGAAGUUCAAUUUUCUUUCUUCUGGAGGGGACUAUUAUGGAACUCAUGCAUGGCAUUGGUAUAUCACACAAGGCUUCACGAUCAUGCUAUUCACAUAUAUACCUUUUUCUAUUGCCGGUAUUAUUAUGUCCAAAGAGUGGAAGCUUUCUGGACUUAUUAUAUGGGUCUUGGGAGUAUAUAGCCUUCUCGGCCAUAAAGAAUUCAGGUUUGUUCUUCCUGUGCUACCCAUAGCGUUGAUUUUCUCGGGGAUUCCAUUAGCCAAUUUACAUCAACGUAAAAUGUCAAAGAGAAAGCAAAUUCGGAACUCUCGUAAAAACCACUAUUCCAGACUGCAUAUGUCGGUCAUUUUCCUACUUGUAACUAAUCUCCCGAUGGCUCUAUACAUGAGUAUGGUUCAUCAGAGAGGUGCAGAGGAUGUGAUGAACUAUCUCUCGAAGGAGGCCAGAGACAAUAAAGUAAAAAGUAUCCUCUUUUUGACACCUUGCCAUGCUACGCCAUACUAUUCGACCCUACAUCAAAACAUCUCUAUGCGUUUCUUGGAUUGUACACCAAGUGAAGAAAGAGGAAACUUGGACGAGUCGGACCAAUUUUUACAGGAUCCCCUUGCUUUCGUGAAAACACUUGCGAGAAAUUGGACACCACCCAGCCAUAUUGUGCUAUUUGAUUCCCAAGAAAAGCCGUUAAAGGACUUCUUAGUCUCUCACAAGUUUGAUGAGAUGAAAAGGUUCUUUCAUGCUCACUUCAAAGUGGAUAGGGAACUUCAAGGAUCAAUCGUUGUGUACAAGUCUCGAGAGCAGUGA
Striga hermonthica is the source of this 1305-nucleotide messenger RNA. The record is from the annotation of a GenBank genome assembly. NCBI's taxonomy places the organism in Eukaryota, Viridiplantae, Streptophyta, Magnoliopsida, Lamiales, Orobanchaceae.